Colletotrichum abscissum is the source of this 1074-nucleotide messenger RNA. RefSeq lists its product as uncharacterized. Gene Ontology annotation, molecular function: hydrolase activity. Bases 1 to 1074 code for a protein of 357 amino acids. The transcript has a single exon. The record is from RefSeq and is a predicted model, not a curated record. Lineage: Eukaryota; Fungi; Ascomycota; Sordariomycetes; Glomerellales; Glomerellaceae.
AUGUCUACCUUUGAGGAAUACGACGUUGGCUACGCCGACAACAAGAAUAUCCACUACCUCGCUGCGGGUCCAGUCAAUGGACCUCUCCUUGUAUUCGUCCAUGGCUGGCCGGCGAUUUCACUUGCAUGGAAACCUCAGCUUGAGGCGUUCAGCGCUCUAGGUUUCCGGGCCAUCGCGCCGGACAUGCCCGGAUACGGCAAAUCGACAGCUCGCAAAGUUAUCGAGGAUUACUCCCAGCAGAGUAUUCUCGAAGGACUACUAGCACUCCUCGCACACACUGGUCGGAAGGAGGCCGUCUGGAUCGGUCAUGACUGGGGUUCCCCGUGCGUUUCAACUGUUGCAGCACAGCGUCCGGAAGUUGUCAAGGCCCUGGUGAAUGUCUGUGUUCCGUAUCGCACACUUGACUUGGGGCUGAACGCAAUACUGGCCCUUGUCGACCGCCAGGUUUAUCCCGAAGACCAAUACCCCUACGGACAAUGGGACUACAUGCGUCAUUACGAAGAAGAUUUUGAAAAGGCUGUCGCCUGGUAUGAGAAAGAUAUCGAGGGGAUCAACAAGGCUUUGUGGCAACCGGGCAAGCCAGUUUAUCCCCCUAAGCCCACAUUCACUUCCACUGUCAGAAAGGACGGAGGAUGGUUUGGCGGGAUCUCACAACCUCCAUCCCCAGAUCAAAUUCCAGCUCCCCUCCUCGAGGGUGAGGUCUUUGAUGAGUUCACUAAGGCGAUGAAGAAGACGGGGUACUGGCCGGGAUCAGCUUACUACAUGAACCAUGAGCGCAACCACGAGUUCAACUCAAAGGCACCAAACGAUGGCAAAUUUGAGAAGCCUGCCUUGCUCAUUCAUGCAGCAUUCGACUACGUGUGCGAGACCAAGACUACCCGGCUAGCCGAGCCAAUGCGCCAGGCGUGUAGCAACCUCACCGAAGUGACUAUUCAAGCUGGACAUUGGGCAAACAUGGAGAAGCCGGCUGAGACCAGCGCAGCUCUUUCGAGGUUUAUCCUUGAGGAAGUUCCUGAUUACUGGCCUGGGUUCUGGGAAAGCGGGUACGCGAAGCGCCAAAAGUCAGUACUUUGA